Auxenochlorella protothecoides is the source of this 444-nucleotide messenger RNA. RefSeq lists its product as hypothetical. The transcript has a single exon. Lineage: Eukaryota; Viridiplantae; Chlorophyta; Trebouxiophyceae; Chlorellales; Chlorellaceae. The record is from RefSeq and is a predicted model, not a curated record. The coding region runs from base 1 to 444 and encodes 147 amino acids.
AUGACCUGGUUGGUGAAGGAGCAGGACAUGACGAAUGAGGGGUGCCCCGUGGCGCAGCCCAGGUUGAGCAGGCGGCCCUCCGCCAGCACGAUGACGCCGUGGCCGUCGGGGAAGAUGAAGCGGUCGACCUGGGGCUUGAUGGUCUGGCGCGUGAUGCCCGGGUUCUCCAGCAGGCCGGCCAUGUCGAUCUCGUUGUCAAAGUGCCCAAUGUUGCCCACGAUGGCAUUGUUCUUCAUGGCGGCCAUGUGGCGGGCCAUGAUGAUGUCCUUGUUCCCCGUGGUGGUCACAAAGAUGUCGGCGGUGGACAGGCAGUCCUCCAGGGGCUGCACCUGGUACCCCUCCAUAGUGGCCUGGAGCGCGCAGAUGGGGUCGAUCUCCGCCACAAUCACGCGCGCGCCCGCGGCCUUCAUGGCGCUGGCGCAGCCCUUGCCCACGUCGCCGUAG